AUGCUCAUAUAUGUGGAUGAUCUUUUGAUAACUAGAAAUGACAGUGGAUUGAUUGAAGAACUCAAAGGAAUUCUGAAUAAAAACUUCAAGAUGAAAGAUCUUGCAACCAAGGAAAUUACACUCGGAUGCAACUUUGAGGGUGAUCAGGUAUAUCAAAAGCAGUCCAGGUCAGGAGUGUUGCUGAGUGCAGAAAGUCAGUGCCAACUUCAGGCUUUUUGUGAUUCAGAUUGGGCAACUUGCCCGAUGACUAGGAGGUCAAUAAUAGGUUUCUGUGUGAAAUUGGGGGACUCUUUGCUAUCUUGGAAGUCCAAGAAACAAAAUACAAUUGCAAGGUCAUAUGCAGAGGCAGCAUACCGUAGUAUGGCAAUGACUGCUGCAGACAUAGUGUGGUUAACAGUGGGAGCCAAAUGGGGCAUGCAGCCAUGA
This is a messenger RNA of Hibiscus syriacus, 426 nucleotides long. RefSeq lists its product as uncharacterized. The record is from RefSeq and is a predicted model, not a curated record. Bases 1 to 426 code for a protein of 141 amino acids. Lineage: Eukaryota; Viridiplantae; Streptophyta; Magnoliopsida; Malvales; Malvaceae. The transcript has 3 exons.